AGAAGCAGCACAGUUAUCUGAAGACCCUUUCUGAUUUUGCAUGUACUGAGAGCUUUUAUCUUACAGGAAGUUCCAGUCAUCUUGGUAAUAAUGUUGUCCUUGCUACUCAUGUACAUACGGCUUCGUACUCGCUUGAAACGUAGAUAAACCUGAGUACUGUGACUGCCAGCAGGAUGGAGCAGGCAAUUGGACUCCAUUUAACCACCGAGCGGGUUGUGCCUGUGUGGCUCUUCUUGGACAGAGCAUCCUAAAGACCUUUGCGAAGGAACGAUAUUAAAGCAAAGUCCAGGAGAAUGAAGAGACGUAAGUGUCCCUACAAAUGUCCCACAAGAAAGAAGAUUCUGAUCCUGUGUUUUACAGGGUGGCUGCUUGCACUACUGAAGCUCCUCCAUGUUGAAAGACUCUUUUUUCCACAUAAGGGCAUUUAUUUGGUUGAGCACUUCCUAAGCACUUCUUCUUAUGUUAGAAACAGGUAUUCCUAUCUUAAAAAUGACUUCCAUUAUGAAAUUAAUUGCUCAUCUAUAUAUGACCAAGAUCCUGGUGAAAUUGGCAAGAGCUUAGAGAUAAGACAAAAAUACAUAAUUGAUUUAGAUGAUGAAGACAUUGUAGCAAUGACAAGUGACUGCCAUCUGUAUCGUACACUUAGGAAAUACCAUCUAAAGCCUGUUUCUGCAGAGGAAGAGAAUUUUCCAUUAGCCUAUUCUUUGGUUGUUCAUAAAGAUGCAGCAAUGGUAGAAAGGCUUAUACAUUCACUGUAUAGCCAUCAAAAUAUAUACUGCAUCCAUUAUGACCAAAAAGCAGCAAAAAGCUUCAAAUCUGCUUUGAACAAUCUAGCUAAAUGUUUCCCCAAUAUUUUCAUUGCAUCGAAGUUGGAAACGGUGGAGUAUGCACAUAUUUCAAGGCUGCAAGCAGAUUUCAAUUGUUUGUCUGAUUUGCUGGCCUCCUCGGUUCCCUGGAAGUAUGUUAUCAAUUUGUGUGGCCAAGAUUUCCCUCUGAGGUCCAAUUUCCAGUUGGUCGCUGAACUGAAAAAACUCAGUGGGGGAAAUAUGCUGGAAACUAUAAAGCCAAGCAGUAGCAAAAGAGAACGGUUUAUUUAUCACUAUGAGCUAAUGAAAGUGCCUUACGAAUACAUGCAGAUGCCUGUAAAAACCAACAUUUCCAAGAAUCCACCUCCCCAUGACAUUGAGGUUUUUGUAGGCAGUGCCUAUUUUGUUUUAAGUCGAGAAUUUAUUCAAUAUACCCUUGAGAGCUCUCUUGCAAAAGAUUUUUUUGAUUGGUCGAGGGACACUUACUCUCCAGAUGAACAUUUCUGGGCCACUCUUGCUCGUGUUCCUGGGGUCCCUGGGGAAAUCCCAAGGUCGGCAGAGGAUAUAACAGAUUUGCAAAGCAAAACUCGCUUGGUGAAAUGGAAUUACCUUGAAGAUCACUUGUAUCCCCCGUGCACAGGCACCCACCUUCGCAGCGUGUGCAUCUAUGGGGCUGCAGAAUUACGAUGGCUUAUGAAUUAUGGGCAUUGGUUUGCCAAUAAAUUUGACUCCAAAGUAGACCCUGUCUUAAUAAAAUGCUUGGCAGAAAAACUGGCAGAACAGCAGAAGGAAUGGGUUCGCUUGUCUUCUGAUAGCUAUUUUCUGCACAGAGGUUCUGUGAAUGUCUCACGAUAGCAGCCCUGUAAUAUCCCUACUACUGCCAGUACUGUGUACUGUUACAGCACAGGGCCCGAAGCUCCUCUGCCUUGACCUACAGCAAAAUGCUAGCAAAUUAAAUGCUCCUGCAUAAAGUUCUGGGCUCUGGAGAGUCAGAUACCUGGUCGUUUAUUUAUGAAAAAUCAUGCCUUCCUGAUUAACGGUUCUCUAACUUGCUACAAUAAUCAUGUAAUUGUUCUGCAAGAGGAUUUUUAAAGGAUAAAGUUUGAUUUUGGAGCCUCUAGCCCUGUCUGUCCUAAUGGAAUAUUUCAGAAACGUGUUUCACAUUGAGUUUGCUUGCAACUUUCCUAAGAAACUUCAACACGUCUCUUUGCGGCUGUCCUUUUUCUUCACUUUUGUUUUUCUGAAAUGUUUGAAACAAAGCCCUCUGUAUCUGCUGCCGCAGGAGAACUGGAAGAGCCCAGCUGCCAGAGAAAACUAAAAGAAGGAGGUAUGAGAGCAAGUGAGCUGCGUGGCCUGGCUUAGAGACCUCAAGUCCCAAACUUCCCGUUUGUGGGAAUUAACGAAGCUCUUUGCAAUGUCGAUGCGACUGGAUGAUACAAGGGAAGAAAAAUCCUUAGGUACCACACUACAAGCAGCAUUGUUCUCUCUUCCCAGCUCAUCUCUGC
This is a messenger RNA of Nothoprocta perdicaria, 2311 nucleotides long. It is a transcript of the gene GCNT4, whose product is annotated as glucosaminyl (N-acetyl) transferase 4, core 2. NCBI's taxonomy places the organism in Eukaryota, Metazoa, Chordata, Aves, Tinamiformes, Tinamidae. The transcript has 3 exons. Gene Ontology annotation, cellular component: membrane. The coding region runs from base 294 to 1661 and encodes 455 amino acids. Gene Ontology annotation, molecular function: acetylglucosaminyltransferase activity. The record is from RefSeq and is a predicted model, not a curated record.